Molecule: messenger RNA, 847 nt
Organism: Penaeus indicus
Lineage: Eukaryota; Metazoa; Arthropoda; Malacostraca; Decapoda; Penaeidae
Product: threonine-rich protein-like
Exons: 2
Source: RefSeq, a predicted model, not a curated record
ACAACCACAGUUGAACCAACAACUACAGCUGAACCCACAACUACUGAGGAACCCACAACCACAGUUGAACCAACAACUACAGCUGAACCCACAACUACUGAGGAACCCACAACCACAGUUGAACCCACCACAGCUGAACCCACAACUAUUGAGGAACCAACAACCACAGUUGAACCAACAACCACAGUUGAACCCACAACCACUGAGGAAUUGCCCACAACCACAACACCGCCAACCACAAGGCCACCGAAACCAGGAAAAGGUGGCAAGUUUUACAAGUUGUUGAUCAGUGUCGUUCAGAAAGUGAAUGGAGGAGGAAGUGGAGGAUGUUGCUGCUAAGUGCCAUUAAGUGCGCGUCCCCUGCCCCGGCCUCACAGAAGACCCAAGUCUCAGCUGUCCAAUAGACGUUUUUGUAAAGAAAGUUCGAUGAUGACUUAAGUGUUUCAUUGAGCUCAAAAUUCCCAUACGCGGAUUCAGUGAAAAAUAAAACAAAAUUUUCAUUACGUUUCGAGUUGAGCAAAGUUGUUUUCAGGAAAUGAAUACCAAUAAAAAAUAUGACGGUCUUGUUUUACUCGAAACGUUGUAAGCUAUCGUGUUUUAUAAAUACUUCUUUUGGAAGCCCCAAUAUCUUACAGUAUCCAAUAAUAUCAGUAAUAGAAACACAUCAUUCUGACUCAUGUAACGUUUAACCUCCUCGCCUUCAAGACUAUACAGUUGCGAGUGAGAAAUCAUUAUUUUUCUCAAUGAAAACUAAAGUAUAUUGAUCGUCAUGGUGACCUCUUGUUCUACUAUAUGAUAAUAAUAUCGUGUUUGUAAUAAAAAAGAACCCCAUUAUAUUCAUUUCAUC